Messenger RNA from Salarias fasciatus (jewelled blenny), 1869 nucleotides. Its product is annotated as GTPase IMAP family member 9-like. The transcript is spliced from 3 exons. Gene Ontology annotation, molecular function: GTP binding. Lineage: Eukaryota; Metazoa; Chordata; Actinopteri; Blenniiformes; Blenniidae. The record is from RefSeq and is a predicted model, not a curated record. Bases 95 to 1048 code for a protein of 317 amino acids.
CACAGACUCAGGGAGGAGACAAACACAGAUUCUCACUGUUCGAAAAAGCAGAACAGACGCAGCGAAAGCAGCGACCUGCAGAAGAGGGACAAACAUGAGCAAAUUUCGAGGUGCUUCACUGAAAGCAAAACUUCUGAGUCUUAAAAAGAAAUCCAAAAAAAACUUGUCGGUGAAGUCAGACGGCCGUCUUGCAGGUGCAGAUGAACCUCACCUCAGGAUCGUGAUAGUUGGGAAAACUGGAGUUGGAAAAAGUGCAACUGGAAACACCAUCUUAGGAAGAAAAGUGUUUCGGUCGAAGAUGUCGACGUGUUCGCUGACGCACAGCUGUCAGAAAGAAACGGGGGAGUUCGGUGGUCAGACUCUGGCAGUGGUCGACACUCCUGGUCUGUUCGACACCAAGAGGAGUGAGGAGGAGGUGAGGAGGGAGAUCGGCAGGUGCAUCUCGCUUGUUUCUCCCGGUCCUCAUGUCUUCCUGGUGGUCAUGCAGCCCGGCAGAUUCACCAAAGAAGAAAGAGACACGGUGAGAAUCCUGCAGAACCUUUUUGGGGAGAAGGCAGCAGAGUACACGAUGGCUCUGUUCACCCAUGGAGAUGACCUUCAGGAGGAAAGCACCAACAUCCAGGAUCUGAUUGAGGAAAACGAGGACUUGAGAGUCUUUGUUGGUCAGUGUGGAGGAGGACACCACGUCCUCAACAACCGAGAGUGGAAUUCAGGUGACGUCCGUGAGCUCCUAAAGAAGAUCAACAGCAUGGUGCAGAGAAACGGGGGCAGGUACUACAACAACGAGCUGUUCGAGGCGGCUGAGAGAGCCAUCAAGGCGGAGAUGGAGCGCCUCCUCCUAGAAAACCCCAACAUGGAGCGUGUUGUGGCCAGAAGACGAGCCGAGGAGGAGAACAGCUUCAACUAUUACGUCCGGAGAGGCGCUAUGAUCGGCGCCGCCGUGGGCUUUGUGGGCGGUCCACUGGCCAGUGGACUGGGAGCUGCUAUAGGGGCCGCUAUAGGGGCCAUAACAGGCGCCAUCCAAAGAAAUCAGUGCACCAUACAGUAAUCAUAAGCUUGUUGUACAUCUCACUAGAGUUCCUGAGAAUGUGUCUCAGUUCAUUAAUAAAAAUGAUUCAAAGUUACAGGCUCCAGUGUUGCUGAUAGAAAAAACACUCUCAAACAGUCAUUGUGUUUUCUAUCCAAAACAACAUCAAUACAAAGUUAGUCAGUCAGGUGACUGAAAGCCCACGGACAAGUUUCUGAUCUUAUCUACCAGAGAGAUGUGGAAAACAUCUGUUUGUAAAGGCUGGAUCAUGCUUUCCGCGUCCGUGUUUCUGUUUGGAGUGUAUGCGCACCACCGAUGUCCACGGGCUUCGUCUCAUGCUACACGCAGGAUGCGUGAUCUACACAUCCUUAGAACAACUUUUCCCAGCGUCCAAGCUGUUUAUCUGCUCUUUUAAUGCAGAUCAUUUAUAGAAAAUGAAGCACAUACCCUGUUAGUAUAUUAUUAUUUUUUGUGCCUGCCUCUGGCAAGGCGAAAAAUUUAAAUUAUGAGUACGGAGUGUGAUGGAAAUUUGUAAUGAGUGCAUGCUUAAUUGAUUUGUAGUGCUUGGAUUUAUUUGUUAUAACUAACCGUAGCUUUCACACACUCAGAUGUGUGAGAAACCGAAAUGCUUUGUCUAGAAUUUACUUUUCCUGAUAAUCUUAGCGUAGCAGCUGUGGGCACUUGUAGGAGUCUUCUUGUGUCCAGCCUACGCUUGGGUGCAGUCAAGGCCUCUAGAAGUGUACGUGGUAGACAGUUUUUAUAAACUUGCACACCCCUGUGAGGGCAGAACUCACCUUGUUACUCUAGUGACUGUGUGAUUUCUCAGCUGCGUAGCUUAAUAA